AUGGUAAAACUACAUGAAAUUAUCGAAUCGGUAGCUGCAGACGACAUCAAUGUCAUCGACGUCAAUUCCGAGAGCGGUCUCUGCAUAGCAGCAUGGGAUCUCGAAGCCGACUUCAUCUUCUGGGUAAGCGGAGACGGCAGCGUUUGGGGCGCUCACGGUUAUUCUGGACAUCAAAAAUUCCCUUGGACCAAGUUCCUUGGACCAAGGUCCUUAUUGCGCCAGCCUGGUCUGCUCACCGCUCUGCUCGACUGCGCGUCGUUUGAUAAGAACACAGAAGCGAGAAGAGAUUGGCACUGCCACGGUUUGACAUUAACGGCAGGCUGA
Messenger RNA from Trichoderma virens Gv29-8, 324 nucleotides. RefSeq lists its product as uncharacterized. The transcript has a single exon. Lineage: Eukaryota; Fungi; Ascomycota; Sordariomycetes; Hypocreales; Hypocreaceae. Bases 1 to 324 code for a protein of 107 amino acids. The record is from RefSeq and is a predicted model, not a curated record.